AUGCGUGAUAUUCCCAUUGACGUCUAUCUGUCGUUUCCGUCCCCCAACUUUGAUCAUCCGCAGACGAGAGGUCCGGCGCUAGUGAUUGUCAACUCUAUCUUCAUAUCUCUGGUGAUCAUCGCCGUGGCAUUGCGCAUCUACACGCGGGUACACAUCAAGCGCUGGUUUGGAUCCGAUGACUACUUCAUCUGUGCCGCUCUGGUAGCGACUAUCGGCCUGACUACUACCGUCCUCCUCGCCAACACCCGGUACUGCUGGGACAGACAUGUAUGGGACAUACCAUGGAGCGUCAUACCGGGCACCCUCAGGAUCGCAUUCGCCGCCAAAAUAAUGUUCACCUUCGCCGCGACCUUCAUCCGCAUGUCGCUGCUCCAAUUCUACUACCGCCUAACGCGAGACUCCGGGAACCGGUGGUUCACCUGGGCGCUCCACCUCUCGCACGCCUUCAACGCCUGCAUCUGCAUCUCCUUCGUCGCGCUGACCGUCUUCCAAUGCAAUCCCGUCUCCGCGUACUGGGCCUUUCCGCCGCAGCUGCAGAAGUGCCUCCCCGAGGGCCCGGUCACGCUGGGCGCGGGGAUCGUGAAUUGUAUUGCGGAUCUGCUGGUGGCGAGCCUGCCGAUUCCGAUUGUGGUGAAGUUGCAGAUGCCGCGACGGCAAAUGGCUGGGGUGGUUAUGCUGCUGAGUUUGGGGUUCGUGGUCACGCUUGCGGGAAUCAUUAGGACGUGCUUUAUUUGGAAGAGCCUUAUGGAUUCGUACGACGAGAUGUGGUAUGCGUUUCCCCUGUGGAUCGCGGCGGCGGUGGAGAUCGAUUUGGCCAUGAUCUGCGCAUGUGCGCCUGCACUCCGCCCCUUAGUCUCUCGCCAUAUCUCUCCCACGCUUUCCCGCGUCUCGGCCCGCCUCUCGGUCAUCGUACCCUCCUCCCUGCGCUCUCGUCACCGCUCCCCUCACUCAUCUUGCCCCUCGUUCGUCAGUUUUAGAAUCGAGAGGAAGAGCCCAGUCGGCAGCGGCAGUGGGAGAAAGUAUCGCAGUCUUGAGGAUGGGUCAUGUGAGGGAACGACGACGAGUUCGGUGACGUACACGAAUUUCGAAGAGGAGCCCGGAAGCGCAGCAGGGGUUGGUGGAGGAAAGCCGUGGCAGAUCACGAAGACGCAGUGUGUGGAGCUGAGUCGCAUGGACGCACAGGAAGUCGGAAAGGAGGAGGGAGGAGAGCUCGGCAGUGGUGCGCAGAAUGACGGCAUAAGGAUCAAGCCGGUCGGGACGAUGACCACGACUACAAUCUCCAGUCCAGCGGUUGUUGAAUCGGUGACCCACAAGCAAAGCCCGCCUCGGCUGGCGAGUGCAGAGAGAUGA
Molecule: messenger RNA, 1350 nt
Organism: Coniosporium apollinis CBS 100218
Lineage: Eukaryota; Fungi; Ascomycota; Dothideomycetes
Exons: 4
Coding region: 1-1350 (449 amino acids)
Source: RefSeq, a predicted model, not a curated record